Messenger RNA from Fonsecaea erecta, 3711 nucleotides. RefSeq lists its product as hypothetical. The transcript has 5 exons. The record is from RefSeq and is a predicted model, not a curated record. Gene Ontology annotation, biological process: regulation of transcription by RNA polymerase II. Lineage: Eukaryota; Fungi; Ascomycota; Eurotiomycetes; Chaetothyriales; Herpotrichiellaceae. The coding region runs from base 1 to 3711 and encodes 1236 amino acids. Gene Ontology annotation, molecular function: RNA polymerase II cis-regulatory region sequence-specific DNA binding; DNA-binding transcription factor activity, RNA polymerase II-specific; protein binding.
AUGCCCCCGUCCAAGAGGAAAGCUCGCCGCAAACCCACCGAACUCCCAGAGUCCUCGGAGCUUGACCUUCCAGACUCUUCCCCGUCACGUCCUUCGGCAAAGAAGCGCAAGGUUGUUUCUCUUCCCCCGCGCCUUUCCACUCACAAGGCGACACAGAAGCUGACAUGCUCGCAAAAACAGGUCAAUGGGUCUCGUGCUGCGCCCGCCAGGAAGAAGUCCGUCACUCCCGAACCGGAACCUGAGCCCACACAUGCGCUGGACUCAAGCGACGACGACACGGAAGAAAUAUCUCGAAGCGAUCUCAUCGACUCGGUCGUCUCCUACCUGCAAGUCUCCAAGGAACCCAUUGUCGCGAGAACCGAAUACUCCAACGACAAGGUACAGAGUAACAGUCCGCAGAAGGUGUCGGCGUACGCGAAGAUUGCUGGUCGGGACUGGACCUACUUUGUGCGCGAACAAUCCGUCAAUUUUGGGAGACCGCCAGACGACCGCCCGAACUUGAACGGUGCUUCGAGUCCUAUGGCCGACCUGAAGGACGUACUGCCGGUCCAUAUCGAUCUUGGCCCAAGCAAGAUUGUUUCUCGGCAUCAUGCCUCGAUCUACUACGACGCGGAUUAUCCGGUGGAUGAAGGUGGCUGGCACGUCCGAGUCAACGGUCGGAACGGAGUUCGCGUCAAUAACGUCCUCAUCAAGAAGGGGUUGAGAAAACAGAUCAAGUCAGGCGAUAUUUUGGAGAUCGCCGGGACGCAAAUGAUGUUUGUUACCCCAGGCGACAAAGUCGAGAUUGAUCCAUACUUUAUCGAACGUGCCAAAGCCCUAGCUGCAGGCGAGGAAAUCAGUCCUACUCAACCUCAGCCUGAACCCGCCCACUAUGAAGUUUCAGCCGGACCAGCUCCAAGUUUCCCUUCUCUGGCCCCGGCGCCUCCCGAUUUCAAACGCGAAGCUACACCGCCCGCACAAACCGCGGAUGGCAAAUCUCAGCGAGGAGUUUUCGACAGCAAAAUGCCCAUGUCGCCCAUGUAUGGCCGGGGGAUGAUGAUGGAAAGUACCCAAGAGAUCGACUACAGCCGGGACAGUGCUAAGGACCUGAAGCCACCCUUCAGCUACGCAACCAUGAUUGCCCAGGCUAUUUUCUCGAGCGAAGAGGAGAAGUUGACCUUGAGCAACAUUUAUUCGUUCAUUGCUGACAAGUAUGCCUUUUACCGCCACUCGAAUAGUGGCUGGCAGAAUUCUAUCCGACACAAUCUCUCGCUGAAUAAAGCAUUCCAAAAAGUUCCUCGGCGAACCGACGAGCCUGGAAAGGGCAUGAAAUGGCAGAUUGCCCCAGAAUUCCGUCAAGAGUAUUGGAAGAAACAAGCCCGCCGCGGAGGCUCUGCUCCGUCCUCGCCGGCUUCUGGCAAGGAAGUCAAUCCCAACUUCAGAGGGCCGAAUGGUCAGAACCUUGGUUAUGAUACCAGUAUGGUCAGCCAGUUCUCUGCACGAGAUAUGUCCGACCGAGCGGGGCCUCCCGCCUCUGCAAAGUUGAGCCUCCCAUUUCCUCCUUUCAAUCCAAGGCAACAACCGUAUCCGCCCAGUCCCAGUUUGGCACCGCCCACCUCGCAACCAGGAGAGGCUGUCACACCUCAAAGGCGGAGAACGGACACACAGAAUACGAUUCCGGAUAUGGAUCUCGAGGAAUCGCCUUCCCGGUAUGGCAAUGCGGCACCAACACCGCAUGUCCGUAACAAUGUACCCAUGUAUACGCUGCCAUCGUCUGUCCCGCCUCCUCAUCACUCGCCGACGAACCCCACCCUGUCGUCCUCAUACCUGGACACCCCUUUCCAUCCGUCACAGCAUAGCAUAAUUACGCCUGCGCCACUGCGACAGAACCCCCGACUAGCUCCUCCAAGUACUCUGGUUGCUCCUAGCAAGUUUAUGCCAGAGUCAUCACCUGCAGGUCCUCAAGGGCUCUUCUGGAAGGGUAUCAUGGGCGCAACACCGGGCCAACCGCUGCCUGAUCUGUCCCCAGUCAAGGAUGAAGAUCCCCGAACCAAUGGAAUUGACAGAACCGUGAUGAGUUCGAGCCCGCCACCUAUGGAUGCGAGCAUGGGCAGUCCGAGCAAACCGGCCCGGAGUAGUCAAGCCCCUCACAGCUCAAGUUCGGCCAAGAAGAGGGACGAGAGUCCUGCAAAUCCACCGAGGCUGAACGGAGCGGCGGUUGACGAGGAUGGGAAGCUCACCCGCAGUUUCCCAGGCAGUGGGAUUCCGGCGACCGGAGUAAAUGGUCAGAUGGGGCCCAGCCGGUUCAAUACACACCUCCCUGCGAACAAUGCAGAAACGACUACGAAUCGUGAUGUCGACGACGAAGAUGGCGAUGGCGGAUUUGACUUGGCCAAAGGGUUUGCACCCAUUGCAGGGGGGAGCUUCCAUUCUCAGAGAAGUGGUAGCCUGGGUGUUGCGAGAGCUGGAUCUCCAGCCUUGGUCUUUCUCACCACGCCAUCCUUCACGCACAUCGCUCCCGAAUCGGGCUCGCUCAUCUGCUACGUUUCCCCUUCAAAGACUGCUACAAGGCCGCAGCAGAAGCAGCAGCAGCAGCAGCAGGAGGAGGAGGAGCUGCUCCCAUCCAGAUCCGCCAUGUUUCGCCGUCUUCCCCACACGCUCCCUCCGGACCCGGUCUUUGAGCCGGACCUGGCCAAGUUGGGCUUCUUCAUUAAUGGUGAGGAUCAGAUCCGCUCGGUCCAGAGUCCCGAUCGCAAGUUCCAGUACAAGAUCAAUCGGAAUGAGCGGUGGAACGAGGUCCACAAAUCUGCGGUCCGCAAGAUCAUCAGCGACCGGCUGGCCAGUCUGGGCUGCGAUACCGUCCGACUACCGCUCGGCGCAGGAGAGUCAGAGAAUCACGUCCCCAUCCUCGUGUCCAAGGAUAUCGCCACAAAGAGUCGAGUGACCGUCUUCUUCGGCGACAGGAAUCUAGAACCAGGCAUUUUGAGCUGGCGCACGAUUGGCGAGGCUGGAAUCAAACACGGUUCGCUGGUCGAAUUCUCGGAGGCUCUCUUGUCUGUCCCGGUCCUUGAGACGACGCCUACAUCGAAGUCAACCUCUCUGUCUGUGCCUGGCCUCAUUGUCGCAAAUCCGUGUCAGUUGCUCUGGUACCGUGGUGGUGGUCGGGCCGUGUCACCCUAUGAAUGGCUUUGCUUGCCGAGACCGAGCGCGGUUCAUGAGGCUCCAAGAGUGGACAAUGUCAAAAACAAAAUUCCUGGCAAUUGUGACUACGUCGAGCAUGUGUCCUACAUGUUUGAUAAGGUGAUUCCGAGCUUGGUCGACAAGGACGCAAAACUGGAUCUUAUUGGGCUGGAGUACACCGGAUCAGCGAUGAUGGAAUAUCUUGGGAAUUCAUGGUCCGGUCGUAUCAAUGGCAUCUCCUUGGUUGUGCCCCAACACAAGGAACCAGAUCUCGUCGCCAGUGGCGCACCCAGCGACUUCAUCAACUUCAUGAGCAAGCGUUGUCGAGCGUACCUUGUCUCCCCGUCUCCCAUCGAGACACCGAUCGCUGGUCGCGAUGAGUUGGGAUGCAACUGCUACGCCAGUGGAGAGCACAUGGAUCCGGUGACCGCGAUCGUGAGAUGCUGGAGGCAUAUACUAGAUUGGUUCAACAUGCUGUAUGUGAAUCCGGACUAUGAGGAACCCGAGUUCGAGGUGAUCAAAGAAGAUGAAGAAGUGAAUCUUGGCUGGUAG